UUAACAGUGAUGGCCUAUGAUCGGUUUGUGGCCAUCUGUCACCCCCUGCACUACAAGGUCAACAUGAACCCCAAGUUCUGUGGCCUCCUGCUUCUGACAACCUGGUUACUCAGUGUUCUGAACUCUUUGUUACAUGGUUUAAUGGUUUUGCGACUGUCCUUUUGUACAGAUUUGGAAAUACCCCAUUUUUGCUGUGAACCCAAUCAGGUCAUCCAACUUGCUUGUUCUGAUACUUUCCUCAAUGACUUAUUGAUAUAUAUUUCAAGUGGAUUUCUGGGUUUUAUUCCACUCUCUGGGAUACUUUACUUAUACACUAAGAUUGUGUCCUCCAUUGUGAGAAUUCCAUCAAGAGGGGGCAAAUAUAAAGCCUUUUCCACUUGUGGGUCUUAUCUCUCAGUGGUUGCCUUGUUCUACGGUACAGUGUUUGGAGUUUAUCUGAGUUCUGCUGUUACCCAAAACUCCAGGGAAAGUGCAAUAGCCUCAGUGAUGUACACUGUGGUCACUCCCAUGCUGAACCCCUUUAUCUACAGUCUUAGAAACAAGGACAUAAAGCAGGCCCUAAGAAAGCUUUUCUGCUGA
This is a messenger RNA of Orycteropus afer afer, 579 nucleotides long. RefSeq names its product olfactory receptor 7A10-like. Lineage: Eukaryota; Metazoa; Chordata; Mammalia; Tubulidentata; Orycteropodidae. Gene Ontology annotation, cellular component: membrane. Gene Ontology annotation, biological process: G protein-coupled receptor signaling pathway. The record is from RefSeq and is a predicted model, not a curated record. Gene Ontology annotation, molecular function: olfactory receptor activity.